AUGCAGCACUUGGUGGGACUGCUGGCUGCUGCCUUGUUUGCAUUGCUGAGCGCUUGGUGGCUCUGGACUGAGGUACCCAGUGAGGACUAUGUUCUGCUGGCAGAGGACGAACGGCUGGCCCGCUUCUCGCGGCAAUGCUCAGCUGAGGUUCUGCUGCCUGAGGACGAACCAAAAGGCUGGUCCAAUUGGUCCAUGCACAGUGCUGUGGUCUUGCUGCUGCAUGGGGAGGUGAGCCCUCUCCAUGGCUGGCCAAAGGAUCCAAGACCCCCACCGAGUUGGGAUUGCCGCCCGGCGGAUCUACCCCGACAUUGGCGAAUCAACAGCCGGGUCCACUUCCAAGUCGUGGCAGAGGACGGAGAGUUGCUGGAGAGGUCCUUCGAUCCUGAACUGGAUGCCAAUGCGAAAGAUUUAGAUGAGCCCUGGGCCCAUCGCAGCUGUGCAGCUGACCAGCUCACCGCGGACGGGUUCAAGCAGGCGGUUCUCAACGGUCGGCGCUUGGCUGGCCGCUAUGGCGAGACGUUGGCCUCGGCCACACUGGAGGCAUACAGCAUGGACACGAAGCCUUGCCUCACAACAGCUGUGGGCAGCUUGCUGCCGUUGUUGCCAGAGAUGGAAGGAACAGUUUCCAUCCGAACCCUGCCCGCCACGGCAGCCAGUGUAGAUGUCGCUUCUCAACUUCGGGCCAGUGACGAUUUGCUGGCAAGGUGGUGUCACCACGGCAGCUUGCCCUGUGACACCCAGAGUUGCACUACGCCAGCCGGUGCUGCGGCUAUGAUGUCGCUGGCAGACAAGCACCUUUGCACCCUAGUAGAUUCCAGAAACGAUGGCUUGGCUCAGUGGCUUCGACUUGCCGCAGGGGCCUCGCGCUUGACCCUGCUGAGCCUAGACGUGUCGCAGCUGGCCGUGCACCUCAUGAGCCUUGGCCUCACUUGCCGUGGUGCUGUGGCCGAGGGCGAGUCCAUGCGGCCGCCCCGUGGCUCGAUGCUGCUGCUGGAGCGAUGGAGGAGGCACUCAGAUGCCCGCUGGCGCGUUCUGUGGAACGGUGUGGAUGUGAGUCAAGAGCUUCCGUGUGGAUCGACUGAAGGGCUUGGCUGCCCAGAAGCGGCGCUACUUCGGAUGCUGGAGGGCGACAGAGUGCCUUCCAACGGGUAA
Molecule: messenger RNA, 1152 nt
Organism: Cladocopium goreaui
Lineage: Eukaryota; Dinophyceae; Suessiales; Symbiodiniaceae
Source: the annotation of a GenBank genome assembly